Molecule: messenger RNA, 2602 nt
Organism: Bufo gargarizans (Asiatic toad)
Lineage: Eukaryota; Metazoa; Chordata; Amphibia; Anura; Bufonidae
Gene: SNX30
Product: sorting nexin family member 30
Exons: 9
Coding region: 295-1632 (445 amino acids)
Cellular component (GO): cytoplasm
Molecular function (GO): phosphatidylinositol binding; protein binding
Source: RefSeq, a predicted model, not a curated record
GAGAGUGGGAGGGUGAUAAAACCGGGAUGGAGGAAAAAAGAGAGAGAAAGCGAAAAAGGAGGAGUCUGUGAGAAGCUGGAAGUGGCCGAGCUGUCCUUCCUCAGGACUGCGCCCAUUACUCCUGGGGACAGACAGCCGGUAUGAUGUGGGGGCAGGAAUCCCGUGGGCCGCCUGCCAGCUGCUAGUUCUCCGCCGCCGUAUCUAACACUGUGGAGCCUCCGCCGCCCACCGCUUUCCGCCUCUCUUCUGAGCUCUGGGUGGCAAUGGCUCCUCGGUGCUGAGGCUCUGUUCAUCAUGUCAGGUUCGAGUACUCCCAAGUCCUUGCCGUCGUCUGGCCAGAAGUCGCUGCAUGACAUCAAGCACCCUCUGAGCUGCUCCCCUGGGGCUGAAGACGAUGGAUUUGUGAUUGGUGACACCCCUAGCCCCGACCUAAUCCACACUGAGCCCAGCAGCAUAGGUGACAAGGACCUUAGUUUGCCAAAUGGUACUCCUGCGGACACCUCAAGCCCAGCUUCUUCAUCCUCCCUUCUUAACAGGCUGCAGCUAGAUGAUGACAUGGACGGCGAGACAAGGGACCUAUUUGUUACAGUUGAUGACCCAAAGAAACACGUGUGCACUAUGGAAACCUAUAUAACCUACCGGGUUAUGACCAAGACCACAAGAUCAGAAUUUGACCUCCCUGAGUAUUCCAUACGAAGAAGGUACCAGGAUUUUGAUUGGUUACGGAAUAAACUUGAAGAAACCCAGCCCACUCACUUCAUUCCCCCUCUUCCAGAGAAAUUUGUUGUUAAAGGUGUUGUAGAUCGUUUUUCAGAAGAGUUUGUGGAAACCAGGAGAAGGGCUUUGGACAAGUUCCUCAAAAGGAUUGCAGACCAUCCAGUACUCUCCUUCAAUGAACACUUCAAUGUUUUUCUUACUUCUAAGGAUCUGAACAGCCACAAAAAGCAGGGUGCCACUUUGCUUUCCAAGAUGGGGGAGUCUGUACGAUAUGUGACAAGUGGUUACAAACUGAAAAAUCGACCUAUGGAAUUUUCAGCAAUUACAGAGUAUUUGGACACAUUUGCACUAAAACUUGGAACCAUUGACAGGAUAGCACAACGCAUUAUCAAGGAGGAAGUAGGUCCUAUUUCAGAAUAUCUGGUGGAGCUUCGAGAGUAUGGCCCAGUGUAUUCUACUUGGAGUGGCCUAGAAGGGGAGCUGCGUGAACCCCUGGAGGGAGUGUCUGCUUGCAUUGGAAACUGCAGUACAGCAUUGGAGGAGCUUACUGAAGAUAUGACAGAAGAUUUCCUGCCAGUACUGAGAGAGUAUACCCUCUACUCUGAAUCUAUGAAGAAUGUACUGAAGAAAAGGGAUCAAGUACAAGCGGAGUAUGAAGCCAAGCUGGAAGCUACAGCCUUGAAAAGAGAAGAGAGAACAGGAGUGCCAACAGAGGUAGAGAAGUGCCAGGACAAGGUGGAAUGCUUUAAUGCAGAUUUGAAGGCCGACAUGGAGAGGUGGCAAAAUAACAAGAGACAAGAUUUUCGCCAGCUGCUCAUGGGAAUGGCUGACAAGAAUGUCCAGUACUACGAGAAGUGCCUUACAGCAUGGGAGUCUAUUAUACCUCUGCUGCAAGACAAACCAGAGCCCAAGUGAAGAAGCUGGAAGAAACUGGGGACCGUCUUGCACUAAGCUUGAGUCUACUAAAUCUCACACUGUACAAAUCUGUGAUGUGGGACUAAUUAAGCUAAAGACGUUUUACUUAAAUUUAUGUUACAGUGCGAAAACAACAACUUUUUCUCAUUUUCAUUUCCUCCCCUAUUUCUAUGAUUAUAAUGUGUAUAGAGCUCUCUCAUGGAAUAUUUCAACAGCAGCUGGUUUAACUAGGCUGAGAAGAGGCUUGAACCCAUCUUCUGAAUCGAGGGUCAACCACUUUAAUCUGAAGGAGCUUUUCAAUUUCCUUAACACUAAGUGAAAACUAAAUCAACAGUUGAGAACGUGCUGAGUGCAAUUAAAAUGUCACCAUAAAGCUGGAUUCACACACGUUUUUGCAAAAUCACUGCGACCAGAUGUUACUUUGAAAUCUAUAGCAAAUUAUCAGAAUGUCUACAUGCACACUGUUUUGUGGCAUGCUCUGUGUAUAAUUUUAUUUUUUUGUUUUUGAUGUGUGUCCCAUAGGCUUCUCUAUAGGAUGUCAGAAAAAUGUUAGCCACAAAAAAACAAGCUUAUAAACACCGAAAACAUGUGUGUGUGAAGGAGGCCGAACACAGCUUACCGUAAUUUUUUAACCUACCUUUAAAGAGAGCCGUUUGUACUGAAAAUUUGUGUAUAGUCCUUCUCCUUCCUGUUCGCAUGAGCUGUAAUGGUGGCAUGAAGUAGUUCCUCUUCAAUGGUAUUUUUUUACUUCCCCCAGAGAUCGAUGUCGUAAAAACCGCUAAAUGUUGUAUCUCUGCCCAUCUCAGCCAGGUUAUUGAGGGAAAAUUAAGUUUACAUUGGGGCCUUAAUUAAAGUGCAUCAAAGGGAACAACUGAUUGAGACUUUUUGUUAAUGUUUUUGAAGUCUGUGCAGAAGCAGAAAUGAAAUAUGUUUAUGACUUUUUUAAAUAAUAAAAUAUAUUUGAAAGCUU